Yamadazyma jaroonii is the source of this 852-nucleotide messenger RNA. Lineage: Eukaryota; Fungi; Ascomycota; Pichiomycetes; Serinales; Debaryomycetaceae. The record is from the annotation of a GenBank genome assembly.
AUGGAGGAGGUUAUCGAGAAUCCUGAUAGAAUAGAAAUCGAGGUUACUGAUGUUACUAAUGUAAUAAAACCCUUCAAGUUUACUAAGGAUACGUCUAAAUCAAGUCUUACCAUAUUAAAUCAAUCAAUUGAAAACAUAGACAUUCACGAAAUUUGGAAUAACACCACUUUACAUAUAUGUGCUGAUGGAGGGGCUAACAGAUUAUAUGAAUAUGGAGGAGAUAAGAGAUCAGAAUUCAUUCCAGAUUUCAUAGUUGGAGACUUGGAUCUGAUAACAGACGAAGUGAAAGAUUAUUACAAAAAACAAGGAACUAAAAUAAUACCACAAUUGAGCCAGUAUGCAAGUGAUUUCAUGAAAUCUAUGAGUUUGAUCCUAUUAUAUUUCAACGGGGUUGAGAUUGUGGAUGUCGAUGAAUAUGACGGAUUAUCGAAAUUAAUGAAUCAGUUGAAUGACAAACAUCUUGUCAAUAUAAAUUCUUAUAUUUUGAAUGGAUUAGGAGGAAGAUUCGAUCAAUCGAUUCAUUCUAUAAAUCAAAUCCAUAUCUUGAAUCAGCAAUAUCCCACCUUAAAAAAUGUCUUCAUCAAUGAACAAGAUAUUGUAUUCAUGAUCCCCAAAGGUCGAAAUUUAAUAGGUUACAAUUCAAUAUCAGAUUUUUAUAAGGGAAAUAAAUUUCCAGUAAUAGGGUUGUUACCUUUUAGUCCUUGUAUUAUCAGCUCAUGGGGGUUGAAAUGGGACGUGAGGAAUUGGAAAAGUAGUAUGAAUGGUAAGGUUAGUUCGAGUAACGGUAUAGUAUCAACCAAUGGGGUUAUAAUAGAAUGUGAUGAGGAUUUAGUAGUUAAUAUUGAAAGAUGA